AGGGAGUUAAGCGUUGAAAAACAAAAAUGAACGCGUUUUCGCCGUUAAGCCUUCACCCCUGCCCCUGCUUAAAAGCCUUGCCUCUCGUUUACUUGUCCUUCCAACCCUCAUGACCUUACCUUUACACUGCUGUCUUCCGUUUUAUCUUUCUUGGUUUCUAGUCUGCCGGAUCUCUAGUUUGCUGGCAAGUUAGGGUUUCUCCCUUCUUCUUUGUUCCGGUUGAAGUUGAACCAGAGUUUUCUCGCGUUUUGCAAGAAUCCAGAUUCAAUUCUUUCGUUACUUCUCUCUUCUCUGUAAUGCAAAAUAAACCAGCAAUUUUAGGGUUUCUUUCCUCAUUAUGAUCCUGAAUUUGUUCAUCGAUGUGGAAAUCUUGGACUUUUCUUCUCUCUUGUGAAAAUUAGUGAGGAACUGAGGGUUUUUAUUUGCUUGAUUUCUCAGAUCUCACUGUGAGGUUUCAGUGACGAAGUCCAGUAUUCCAAGGAAGCGGUUCUGUGGAGCAGAACCCUCUGUUUCGCUUUUCUUCACUAAUCGGAUUCGGAAGGGUUGUAAAAGAAAGAGGGUUCUGUGUUAUAGGUUUUCUUUCCCGUGAAUCCCUGAUCUACAGGAAAAAGUUUUUUUUUUUUUUUUUCUAGGUUUGCUUAUAUAGAUGGCUUCAGCUGGGUCUUCGUACUGGUGCUACAGAUGCAAUCGAUUUGUUAGGGUUUGGGCUCGAGAAACUAUUGUUUGCCCUGAUUGCGAUGGGGGUUUUAUUGAAGAAAUCGUUGAGCCCCCUCGAUCUGCACAUGCAGACGUUAGGCGCCGGCGAUUUCCCGGCGCUGCGAUGUAUAUGCUCGGGAAUAGGCAGAAUUCGGAUCAGAGUGCGAAUCUAGGGUUUCGCCGCAGCCGAAGGAACACUGGGGAUCGUUCGCCUUUUAACCCCGUUAUUGUCCUCCGGGGGCCUGCUGAACGUGGCGGCGCGGAAGGUGGUGGUGGAGAGAGGGGAAACUUUGAGCUUUACUACGAUGAUGGCUCCGGUUCAGGACUCCGUCCGCUGCCCGCAAGCAUGUCGGAUUUCUUGAUGGGUUCGGGCUUUGACCGCCUUCUCGAACAGCUGGCUCAGAUCGAGAUCAACGGAGUUGGGCGCUAUGAGCAUCCCCCGGCGUCGAAGGCUGCCGUCGAGUCCAUGCCGACCAUCGAGAUUGUCGACAGCCAUGUUGUCACUGAGUCUCACUGUGCUGUCUGCAAGGAGCCCUUUGAACUUGGCUCGGAGGCCCGUGAGAUGCCUUGUAAACAUAUCUACCAUUCAGACUGCAUCCUCCCUUGGCUCUCUCUUCGAAAUUCUUGUCCCGUUUGCCGUCACGAAUUGCCUACAGAUGUUCGUGGCAGAGCAUCGCCGGAGCCCGAAGGUGGUCAAGGCGAGCAAUCUCCAGCGACUACUGAAGAAGAUACUGUGGGGUUAACCAUAUGGAGGCUCCCGGGUGGUGGAUUUGCAGUCGGAAGAUUUUCCGGGGGUAGACGAGCUGCCGAGCGCGAGCUACCCGUCGUUUACACGGAAAUGGAUGGUGGGUUUAAUACUGGCGGUGCGCCAAGGAGAAUUUCAUGGACAUCUAGAGGUAGCAGGUCGAGAGAGAGUCGGGGAUUUGGCCGUGUCUUCCGCAGUUUCUUCUCUUUCUUUGGGAGGCUAAGAUCGUCUUCUCAUCAUACUUCAGAAUCUAGGGUUACUCCUAGAAGUCGUUCCAGUUCUGUCUUCAGUAGAACCUCGCGGAGGCGCAGCGGCAGCGCCUGGACCUUGGAAGAUAACGGUGGAAUUUCCAGAUGGUGAUUUUUUUCUUUGGCUUGGAUGGGUUGGKAGACUUUAAGAAAAUCUCCUCUCUCUCUACUUCUCUGGUUUUACUGUCCGAUCAUCCAAUCGUGACAGCGCUCUUAGCGCAUGGCAACAUCUCUGUAAAAGGCUUGGCUUUUAAGCACUGUAAAUAGCAAAAAGAAUGAAGAAUUCUCAAUUUUAAUCAUGUUCAAAAAGAAUCCAUUUUUCAUGGGAAUGGACUAGGAGAGGUGCAAUAUUAUUUCUCUCCUCAAAUUGGUAGCAAAAGAAACGAAAAAUAUCGAGGAGUAGUAGAAGAAAUGCAAUCAGAAUAUGGAGUGGACUCUAAAAAUAGAAGGUACAAGCUCAGACUGCCUGUGCUUAGAUGCUAGUGGCAUGGUUCAAAGCAUUCAUAUUUUUUUUACUAUAUUACAUUGUUAAUGAACCUUCAUAUUGCAUAUUAUUUUUUC
Messenger RNA from Nelumbo nucifera (sacred lotus), 2250 nucleotides. RefSeq names its product putative E3 ubiquitin-protein ligase RHC2A. Gene Ontology annotation, biological process: protein ubiquitination. Gene Ontology annotation, cellular component: cytoplasm. NCBI's taxonomy places the organism in Eukaryota, Viridiplantae, Streptophyta, Magnoliopsida, Proteales, Nelumbonaceae. Gene Ontology annotation, molecular function: ubiquitin protein ligase activity. The record is from RefSeq and is a predicted model, not a curated record.